AUGGCACACCCCAGACACGGCUCGAUGAUGUCCUUUGGAGGCGGACCUAACAACACAACACCUGCCGAAAAGCCUCCAUUCCAAAACGCUCCCGUUCCAACCGCCUCACAAUCGAGCCCCGGCCUGCGCGUACCCUCGAAUCGCAAAACCAUCUACGACAGACAUCUGAAUCGCAGCCGCAAUGCAGAGCUCAGCCGGGCUAGCUUUGCUUUCCUCUUCUCAGAGAUGGUCACCUAUGCUCAACGGCGGGUGACGGGUAUUCAGGAUUUGGAGAGACGACUAAACGAACAAGGCUACCCCCUAGGCCUCCGCCUCCUCGACCUCCUCUUCUACCGCACCAUCGCCGGCUCCUCGUCCUCAUCCUCCUCCGCCUCCGCCCUCUCAACCUCCUCCUCCACAACAUCCUCACCCCCCAACCGUCCCCUUCGCAUCCUCCCCCUCCUCCAUCUCAUCCACGGCCCCCUCUGGCGUCUCCUCUUCAACCGUCCCGCUGACGCCCUCGAACACUCCGUCUCCCCUGAUACCCCGAACGAAUACAUGAUUACGGACAAUGAUCCGAUGGUGAAUACGUAUAUCAGCGUGCCGCGAGAGAUGAGCAUGUUGAACUGUGCUGCGUUUGUCGCGGGGAUUAUCGAGGGUGUUUGUGAUGGGUGUGGGUUUGAGGCGAAGGUGUCGGCGCAUAAUCAGCCGUCGGAGAUGUGGCCGGGACGGACGGUGUUCUUGUUACGGUUUGGGGAGAGUGUGAUGGAGAGGGAGGUGGUGUUGGAAAAGGCGGGUGUUAAAUAA
Messenger RNA from Aspergillus glaucus CBS 516.65, 786 nucleotides. Its product is annotated as trafficking protein particle complex subunit 5. NCBI's taxonomy places the organism in Eukaryota, Fungi, Ascomycota, Eurotiomycetes, Eurotiales, Aspergillaceae. The record is from RefSeq and is a predicted model, not a curated record. Gene Ontology annotation, cellular component: TRAPPII protein complex; TRAPPIII protein complex; TRAPPI protein complex. Bases 1 to 786 code for a protein of 261 amino acids. Gene Ontology annotation, biological process: endoplasmic reticulum to Golgi vesicle-mediated transport. The transcript is spliced from 2 exons.